AUGAUUCAGCUUUAUCAAAUGAUUCAUUUCACUGUCUUAUUUGUUUUGGUUUCGGGUGAAUGUAUGACUGAGCUGUAUAAAGACAUAUACUUUCAGGGAGGAGAUGUGGCUACCGUUUUUACACCGAAUGCCAAGUACUGCCAAAUAGUGUGUACCUAUCACCCAAGAUGUUUGCUAUUCAGCUUUCUGCUUGCAAGAUCAACUCAAGAUACCAGUAAAUGGUUUGCCUGCUUCCUGAAAGACAGUGUCACAGAAACAUUGCCAACAGUGAAUAUGACGGGAGCAAUCUCUGGGCAUUCCUUUAAACAAUGUCAACACCAAUUAAGUGCAUGCCACACAGACAUCUACAAAGGAUUAGAUAUGAAGGGGAUGAACUACAAAUCCUCUGUUACCACAAGUGUUCAAGAAUGUGAAGACAGAUGCACCAACGAUGCCCAUUGUCACUUCUUCACCUAUGCCACGCGGAUGUUUCAUAGUGAGACCCAUCGCAAUGUGUGCUUAUUGAAAUAUAGUACAACAGGAUUCCCAACAAAAAUAGAGAUGCUUGAGAAUGUGAUAUCUGGAUUCUCACUGAAAUCUUGUGCAAUUUCUAAAAUGGCUUGCAUCCGGGACAUCUUUCCUAAUACCGUUUUUGCUGACAUCACUGAAGACAGUUUUUUCACUCCGGAUCCUUGGGUGUGUCAACGCAUUUGUACUCAUCAUCCCAAAUGCCUUUUUUUUACAUUUCUUUCCAAAGAGUGGUCUACAGAAUCCGAAAGAAAUCUUUGCCUCCUUAAAACCUCCCAAAGUGGAAUUCCAAGUACACGUAUCACUAGAAAGAAUGCCUCUUCAGGUUUUAGCCUGUUAAGUUGCAGACACAGUGUUCCAGUAUUUUGUCAUGCCUCCAUUUAUUACAACACUGAUUUCUUGGGAGAGGAACUGGAUAUUUUCGAGGUCAAAGAUCACAGUGCCUGCCAAGAAAGGUGCACAAACACCAUACGUUGCCAAUUUUUUACCUACUCAUCACCUGGAGAAACAUGCAACAAAGAAAAAGGCAAAUGUUAUUUGAAAAUGUCUUCAAAUGGAUCCCCAACUAAAAUACUUUAUGGAAAGGGAGGCAUUUCUGGUUACACUUUAAGGCUAUGUAAAAUGGAGAAUGCAUGCACAAACAAAAUAAAAGGAAAAAUCGUUGGAGGAACUAAUGCAGUUCUUGCUGAAUGGCCAUGGCAAGUAAGCUUACACAUCACAUCACCUAUUCAGAAACACCUGUGCGGAGGAUCCAUCAUUGGAAACCAUUGGAUAUUAACAGCUGCCCAUUGCCUUGAAGAACUAGAGGCUGCUACAGAUUUACAUGUCUAUGCUGGCAUAGUCAACCAAUCUGAGAUACAAGAAAAUACUCCAUUCUUCAGAGUUCAAAAGAUAAUCAUUCAUGAUAAAUAUGAAAUGGCAGCAUAUGGGUAUGACAUUGCCUUGUUGAAAGUUGAGGCUCCUAUUAAUUAUACUGUUCUCCAGCAACCCAUAUGCCUUCCUUCCAAAGAAGAUGGAAAAACAAUAUAUGAUGAUUGCUGGGUAACUGGUUGGGGAUAUACCAAAGAAAGAGGAAAAGUACAAGACACUCUUCAGAAGGCUUCUGUUCCUCUGAUAACAAAUGAAGAUUGCCAGAUGAGAUACAGAGAACACAAAAUAACCAAUUGGAUGAUCUGUGCUGGUUAUAAAGAAGGCGGGAAAGAUGCUUGCAAGGGAGAUUCUGGAGGCCCCCUGUCCUGCAAGCAUAAUGGUAUAUGGCAGUUAGUGGGUAUAACCAGUUGGGGGGAAGGCUGUGCUCGCCCGGGACGUGCUGGUGUUUAUACCAAAGUGGCUGAGUAUGUGGACUGGAUUCUAAAAAAUACCUCAACAUGA
Messenger RNA from Gracilinanus agilis (Agile Gracile Mouse Opossum), 1878 nucleotides. It is a transcript of the gene F11, whose product is annotated as coagulation factor XI. Gene Ontology annotation, cellular component: extracellular region. NCBI's taxonomy places the organism in Eukaryota, Metazoa, Chordata, Mammalia, Didelphimorphia, Didelphidae. Gene Ontology annotation, molecular function: serine-type endopeptidase activity; protein binding. The transcript is spliced from 14 exons. The record is from RefSeq and is a predicted model, not a curated record. Bases 1 to 1878 code for a protein of 625 amino acids. Gene Ontology annotation, biological process: proteolysis.